GGGCAGCAUGCGUAGGACAUUGACGGGAAUGUGGGGGAUGGGAAGGCUUAAGUUCAGUGCUCUGCACGAGGCGGCAGCCUCAGCUUCAUUGAGUCUUACUUCAGUAUAAAUUCGCCCAAAUGCCCCAGAGUUUAAAGCCUUUGACGACGAAGCGUCGGGUCCCUCCGGCAGCUCCCGGCUCCACGGUGCCGUUGAGCCCCCUGGCAGAAAGCCCAGCGACUUCAAGUGGCCUUCGCAAUCGCCAUCCUAAGAUCAGGGGCGUCGGAAGCAAGUCCAAGCUACGGAGGAGUAUCGGCAACGUCAAGGAGCAGCGGAACGUCAAACAGGAUGUCAGGCCGGGCAGUGCAGCAGUCAAAAAAGAUAGAAUCGAAACAGAUGAGGACUUAGUCGAACAGCUGAUUGCGCUUUUCUUUCUGGAAUAUUACUUUUUGCGGCUUUUCCGACUUGGUGGACUCUUUCCUUGGUAAGGGUGGUAUGCUGGGAGGGCACUUAACGGCUUCGUUGCUUUGGAUGUUAGAUGAAUGGCCCGGCUAAGACGUG
Molecule: messenger RNA, 540 nt
Organism: Drosophila gunungcola (fruit fly)
Lineage: Eukaryota; Metazoa; Arthropoda; Insecta; Diptera; Drosophilidae
Exons: 2
Coding region: 120-467 (115 amino acids)
Source: RefSeq, a predicted model, not a curated record